AUGUCGAUCACAGUUGACGGUGUUUCGGGCCGGUCGGUAGGCCGGCCGGCCUCUUCCAUAGGUGGCUGCGUUUCCGACUUCGCCCUGGCUCCACUCCGGGGGCUUGACGUGCAAACUUCGCCCGAGCGCGCUGAGAGGGAGGGACCGGACGGCGGCCCCGGCGCCGCUUCCACCUCCGCCGCCGCAAUGGCGACCGUCGGGGAGCGCAGGCCCCUGCCCAGUCCCGAAGCGAUGCUGGGACAGUCGUGGAAUCUGUGGGUCGAGGCUUCCAAACUUCCUGGAAAGGACGGGACGGAAUUGGAUGAAAGUUUCAAGGAGUUUGGGAAAAACCGUGAAGUCAUGGGACUUUGUCGCGAAGACAUGCCAAUAUUUGGUCUCUGUCCAGCCCAUGAUGAUUUCUACUUGGUGGUGUGUAACGACUGUAAUCAGGUUGUCAAACCACAGGCAUUUCAAUCACAUUAUGAAAGGAGACAUAGCUCAUCCAGCAAGCCUUCACUGGUUGUUCCUCCCGCAUCAGUAUUUUCCUUCUUCCCUUCUCUGUCCAAAAGCAAAGGAGGCAGUGGCAGUGGAAGUAGCCGUUCUUCCAGUGGAGGGGUUCUAAGUGCGUCCUCAUUAAGUUCCAAGUUGUUGAAAUCGCCCAAAGAGAAACUGCAGCUCAGGGGGAACAACAGGCCAAUGCAUCACCUUCAUCAAAAUAGAGUCUCCCAUAGUAGAAUCAUGACACCCUCUGUCAAAGUGGAAAAGAUUCAUCCGAAGAUGGAUGGCACACUACUGAAAUCUACGGUGGGGCCAACCUGUCCUGCUACUGUGAGUUCCUCAGUCAAGCCUGGCCUUAACUGCCCCUCAAUACCAAAGCCAACCUUGCCUUCACCUGGACAGAUUCUGAAUGGCAAAGGGCUUCCUGUACCACCCACUCUGGAAAAGAAACCUGAAGAUAAUUCCAAUAACAGGAAAUUCUUAAAUAAGAGAUUAUCAGAAAGAGAGUUCGAUCCUGACAUACACUGUGGGGUCAUUGAUCUUGACACGAAGAAGCCCUGUACUCGGUCUUUGACAUGCAAGACACAUUCCUUAGCCCAGCGGAGGGCUGUCCAGGGUAGAAGAAAACAAUUUGAUGUGUUAUUAGCCGAGCACAAAAACAAAACCAGGGAAAAGGAAUCGAUUCGCCAUCUGGACUCUCAGCAACCAACACAACUUCUCAGGGACUUGCAUCCCACCCCUCCUAGGACGUCACAGGAGCCGCACCAAAACUCUCAUGGAGUGAUUCCUUCCGAAUCAAAGCCUUUCAUAGCUAGUAAACCUAAACCUCACACCCCCAGUCUUCCAAGGCCUCCAGGCUGCCCUGCUCAGCAAGGUGGGAGUGCCCUCAUUGACCCUCCUCCAGUCCAUGAGUCUCCACACCCUCCCCUGCCUGCCACUGAGCCAGCUUCUCGGUUAUCCAGUGAGGAGGGAGAAGGCGAUGACAAAGAAGAGUCUGUUGAAAAACUGGACUGUCAUUAUUCAGGUCAUCAUCCUCAGCCAGCAUCUUUUUGCACAUUUGGGAGCCGGCAGAUUGGAAGAGGCUAUUACGUGUUUGACACCAGGUGGAACCGGCUUCGCUGCGCCCUCAACCUCAUGGUGGAGAAGCAUCUGAAUGCGCAGCUGUGGAAGAAAAUCCCACCAGUGCCCAGCACCACAUCACCAGUCUCCACCCGUGUUCCUCACCGGACAAAUUCUGUGCCGACAUCACAAUGUGGGGUCAGCUGUAUGGCAGCAGCAACUGUGUCUACACCCCCAGUCCUGCUCUCAUCCACCUGUAUCUCCCCAAAUAACAAAUCGGUACCAGCACAUGGAACCACAUUAAAUGCACAGCCUGCCGUGUGUGGGGCAAUGGAUCCUGUGUGUAGUAUGCAAUCCAGACAAGUGUCCUCUUCAUCCUCAUCCCCAUCCACGCCCUCUGGCCUUUCCUCAGUGCCCUCCUCCCCCAUGUCCAGAAAACCUCAGAAGUUGAAAUCCAGCAAGUCUUUACGGCCCAAGGAGUCUUCUGGUAGUAGCACUAACUGUCACAACGCCAGUAGCAGUACCAGUGGCGGCUCAGGAAAGAAACGCAAAAACAGUUCCCCUCAGUUAAUUCACUCUUCCUCCUCCUCGUCCUCCUCUUCUUCUUCUCAUUCCAUGGAGUCUUUUAGGAAAAACUGUGUGGCUCAUUCUGGGCCCCACUACACCUCAACAGUAACAUCUUCCCAUGGCAUCGGCCUCAACUGUGUGGCAACAAAAACGAACUUGGUGAGUGUCCGGCAUGACCAGUCAGGGAGGGGCCCCCCCGGCGGGAGUCCUGCUGAAUCCAUCAAGAGGAUGAGUGUGAUGAUGAACAGCAGUGAUUCUACACUUUCUCUUGGCCCGUUCAUUCACCAGUCCAGCGAACUGCCUGUCAACUCCCAUGGCAGUUUUUCAUACACACACACUCCUCUAGACAAAUUCAUAGGAAAGAAAAGGAAGUGCUCGCCUGGCUCAAGCAGCAUUAACAGCAGUGGCGGCGGCAGCAGCAGCAGCAGCAGCAAACCCACCAAGGUUGCCAAAUUGCCAGCCAUGAAUAACAUCCACAUGAAACACUCGGGUACCAGCCCAGGGGCACAAGGACUGACGAACAGUACCCUCCUCCAUCAGCCAAAGGCACGUCCCUGACAGAUGAAAAAACACGGGGAGGAAUAAUCUGGACACUUUGGCUACAAGUUACACCUCCACUCAGCAAUCUGGACUCCACGAUGCCUUUGAGUCUGUUUUUCCCAACCUCCUGUGGGCCUCGAGGGUAGAAAUCUGCCGGGCUGUUGUUUAACGAGGAUUUCCCUGAAGCUGUCUAUGUCUGUAGCAGUGAGUACUUGUAAAGGACACUGGAUCAAGUUCAGCCACCGAAUUGCUUUUAUCAGUGUUAAAGUGGUCUGGACUGCUCGCUAACAGUCUGUGAGAAGCUUUGGUUUUGUUUUUUUAACUUGCAGUAUAUCAUGGAGCCACUCUGAGUAGAUUGGCUGGGUGAAAGAAUGUUUUGGCAGGAAAAUUACUUUAGACUUUGUUCCUACUCUUCCCUGCCCCAGUUCUUGUUUUAUGCUGUCUUCUGUAGGCCUCCAGGCACCUUAACUGGAAACAUCUUCCAGAUGAGAGACCAAGCUGCACCCUGAGCAAGCCUCCGGAGAAGGGGAUCUGAUGUUGUCUUGCUAAGGGUGUUGUACACGUGGAUAGGAAUGUUAGGGGCGUGGCACCACGACAAAAUAGCCUGCAUUUUGUCCAGCCUUUUACAAAUAACUUUGGAAAGAAGCGGUCACAAGUUUCUAACUUACAAACUGAUUUAGAGCCACUAAUGCCCAGAGAGCAAGCAUGCACCAUUUUAGAGGCUUACUCUUCAUGGUACACUCAAAAGCAAUUCCUUGAUAAAGGAAAAUUCAUAUGCAAACUAAUUUUGAUAUAGGAAAGCCAAAUUGUUGGGGAGAGAGCAAGUGGAAAAAGUCACUAUGGGGAAAAUUUUUCUCCAAACUUUCCAAAGAGAUGGAAUUUUUUUAUUCUUUAAUUUUGUAUGUUAAACAGACUUGGUAGAUUAGGUUAGUUGAUGACCUGCCUAGUCUCCAUCAUCAAACAAUUGCCUUUGUAAAGUGAAAAUAUUAGGAUGUAGCAGAAACAGCACUCACAACGUCAUUAUACUCUUACAUGUUUCCACUCCUCACUAACACAGCCGCCUCUUUGGAUUGUCCUGGGCCUGAGUGUCAGUUUCUGCUUUGAUUAUGCCCCAUAUCGUGUGUGUGUGUCUGGUCCCCAUUGUGCCACUACAGAUGUUUAUCGGGAUGCUUUUGGGGGUGGGGAGGAGGCACCCAGGGAGGGGAGUUGGUGAAGUGUACAGGUUACCAUGCAGAGAUAUGUGAACGUGUAUCUUGUAUUUCCCCAACACCCUCUUUGCUUGGUGUUACUGACAGCCAUCUUCCUGGGAGAACUAUGGAGACCCUUCAGGAUAUUUUUCUAACCCCACUGCCCUCAAAAAGAACAAAAGAUGCUAAUACAUUAUUGCUUGAGGUUUCAUGUUUGAGCUGGGGCUUUUUCACAGGUGAUUCCAUCAUUACAGCUCCUGAAAUAAGAACCAGGCACUUUUGCUGAGAACAACACACAGAGUUGCUUAAACACAGGGUAAAUUUCCUAAAGCUCUAAUCCUUGCUUUGGGCUGGGCUGGGCUGGGCUGGGCAGAGCCAGCCAGUGCGUCUUUUCCCCCACACAAUCCUUGAGUUACAAACUUCAUUUUCAGGGAAUUUCAAGUCAACAACAGGUAGAAUGAAUAAAUACUUGGUUACCAGCCUAAUAAUGUGAAUUGCUACGGAAUUAUUAUGUAAGAAAACAAAAAAUUAUGCAGAUACUUUAGCUAUAAAUUGAUGUAAAAUAUUGAUUUUUUUUUUUAAGGAAAGGAGAAAACAUUAUCUUUUUCACUUAUUAUGCAAUCAGUCAGCAGAUGUUUUUAAAAUGGUAAGGAGCGAGCAUGGAUGGGCCAGUUUGGUGCAUUUAGAAAAAAAUCAGUCUGGUUGUUCCAUCCCAGUGAAGGAGAGAAAGGAGGUAAGAGGAGUCAGGAUAUUCUUAAUUGACUCCUUGGUGACAAGUGCAAUGGGGUGUGGGUAGAAUUUAUUUUCAGAGCCAAGGGGACUUGAUGGUUAUGAAUAAAAUUGCUUUUAGCGAUGGAAUUUAUAGACAGAUCAUGUUGUUCCAAAAGAUGUGAAUAGGAUCCAUGGUAGUAAGUUGAUUCAGAAUAAUGUAGAUAUUUAGAUUAGCAAGUGUUGAUCAUUUGAUUUCUUAGAAUGAGGUUUUAAUUGAAUUUCAUUAUGUCUCCCGGUAGUACACAGAACAUCGGGAUUAGGAAUUUAGCCAUUUUGGAUUCUGCCUGCCACAAACAGACCUAUACUAAACAGUGCUAUUAAAUUUUAGACUGUUGUUCAAAUAUUUUAUUUUCUCCUACAACUACUUUUUAUUACUGAUGAACAAUUAAGACCAUUUAAAACAUGGGAGUACAAGUAUUUUUUUGAAUUAAAUUAACUUGCAGAAACCAAAUUUGCAGUGGUUGGGUUGUUUCUAGACAGACUUUGGUAUCAAUUUAAAACUAAGAUAAUUUUUAUAUUCUUUCCAAUAGAAUUUCAUGACAACUCCUGCAGUUUUCUUAACCUACAAAAAUAAAGUGCUGCAAUGAUGAACAAAGAAUUAUACAAAACCUACUUUUGUAUCUUUAUUUUGGAAUUUCUUGUUCUAUUAUAAAUAUGGAAGUAUCCCUAUUUCAGAAGACAUAUUUUGUUAAAAAAUGAAUUGUACAUAUUUAAAUAUGUAUUUUUGCACAGGUCUUUUUUUCUGAUAUCCUGUUUUGGUACAAUUGAGAUCAUCUAGUAUUUAUUUAUUAAUUAAUAAAAGUAAAAACCUUUUUAUAAUUUGAAGUGGUUCACUGCCAAGCCAAUAGUUCUAGAACCUGCCUCCUUUACAGUUUAAGGGAUGCCUCUGUUCCGUGAAAGUCUUUUUGUCCCUUUUAAUGUCUCGGGAGUGGAUUCAUACAGAUGAAGUGGGCAUUGCUUCUCCCUCAUUGCCGAUUCCCCAUAGACUACAUGUAACUAAGUGACACACUGCUUUUCUUUCAUUAGUGUUUUAUGUGUGUGUGUGUGUGUGUGCGCGCGCGCGCGCGUGCGUGCACGUUUUCUCGGUGUGUGUGUACCUUGAGCACAUGUGUGUUACUAGUAUGUGAUGUGAUAUAAAACUAAUGGGAAAAAACUGAAAGUGCCUGAACUUAGUUUUAAGCAUAGACAGACUCUCUUUAAAAAGACUUGAAUGUUCAGUUGAACUUUUGGAGUUGCUUUUUCCACCUAAAUAUUAUUUCAAGAAUUUUUAGGGGAGGAGUUGAAAACCACCAAUGUUGGUAAUUUUAUAAGGUAUUUUAAAUUAAGACAUUUUGGUUCACAGUAAUUGAAUUGGUGACGGAGUGUCCACUGGCACCACGGGUUCCAAAAUCUCUGCUCUGUCAGCCAGCAGCUUACACAAUAUGUCCGUUUUGUUAUUCACUCAUGAAAUAUAGAGUUUAAAAUAGAAUAUUUAAAAUAUUUUGUAUUCCAAAAAUAUAAUGCAAGUACCUCUGAGAAUAUUGGAAAAAUAUAUAAUUUGGAAAAUGUAAUUUAUAAAGGCAGCUGUCUUCCUACAAGAGUUCUGUUGCCAAGGAAUUUCUUAAUAUCUCUCAUUAUGUCCUGGGGGGAGGGGAACGGGGCUUUGAAAAUGAUUGUUAAAAGUUUCAUUGUUUAGCAGAAAAUAAUCAUUUUUACAUUUUGUGCAAAACAUUUUAAAUUUUCAGAUCAUUUAAAUGAGCACUACAUACUGUCAGUGUGAAUGUAGGGCCUUGAAGACAUUUUGCUGUUGUUUUGUUUCUGAGCUUGGUUAUAAAAGCAAUCUCCUGUGUUAAAAUGUGUGAAUAGUUUGAUAAUUUGUACACAUAAUCAAGAGCAUCUCAGCUGGACUUGUGUGUUGGCUGCUGUAUAGAACAUGAACAAAUGUCAAGGGAUAGAAAAUUACUUUGGAUAUUUAAAAGAGAAGAAAUAUAUAGUCUAUUUGUUUUGUAACAAGUUUCUGUAAAUAAAAUAAUUUAUACUAUUUAUAAGAAAAAGUUGUGCUUUGCUUUAUGAGAAAUUAGUUUGUUGAACAAACAUGUUGCUAAAUGGGCAAUAAAAUUAGGACUUCUCAAUAAAUAAGGUUGGCUGCAU
This is a messenger RNA of Condylura cristata (star-nosed mole), 6731 nucleotides long. It is a transcript of the gene ATXN7, whose product is annotated as ataxin 7. The coding region runs from base 1 to 2661 and encodes 886 amino acids. NCBI's taxonomy places the organism in Eukaryota, Metazoa, Chordata, Mammalia, Eulipotyphla, Talpidae. The transcript has 12 exons. The record is from RefSeq and is a predicted model, not a curated record.